AUGCUACGCUGGCCGAAAUUAGUGCCGGUGGUCCGACGAUGGGCUCACACCGUCCCGAAACAUUUGCAGUCGAUGCCGACCGAGCGGGAUCCACCGUUUUCCAAGAUGGUCGAAUACUGUUUCCACAAGGCCUGUCUGGUGCUGGAGAACCAGCUAAUCGAAUCGAUGAGUAAAUACCCGACGAUGAGUGCCGAGAAACGGGUCAGCCGCGUUCAGGCGAUCCUGAAAAUCAUCUCCAGCAACUCGAGCACACUGCAGUUCCAAUUCCCCUUCCGGCGCGACAGUGGCGACUACGAGAUGGUUACGGCGUUCCGGUCACACCAUUGCCUACACCGAUUACCGGUCAAAGGGGGCAUCCGGUACUCGCAGGACGUAUGCCAGGACGAGGUGGAAGCACUGUCCGCCUUGAUGACGUUCAAGUGUGCCUGCGUCAACGUACCGUUCGGAGGAGCCAAAGGAGGCAUCAUCAUAGAUCCGUCCAAGUACAGCGAGAAAGAACUGCAAAGCAUCACGCGGCGGUACACGGUGGAGCUGGCGAAAAAGAACUUCAUCGGUCCGGGGAUUGAUGUACCGGCCCCGGACAUGGGUACAACGUCGCGCGAAAUGUCUUGGAUAGCGGAUCAGUACGGCAAGACGUUUGGCCACCGGGACAUCAACACAAUGGCGGUCGUAACGGGGAAACCCCUCAACCAGGGCGGUAUCCGGGGAAGGACCGAAGCCACCGGGAAGGGUGUCUACCUAGCGACCAACUGUUUUAUGCGCGAGGCGACCUGGAUGCGAGAGGUCGGUCUUGAACCGGGCCUCGAGGGCAAGACGGUGAUCGUGCAGGGAUUCGGAAACGUCGGACAGCACGCCGCAGAGCACUUCCAGCGGGCAGGCUGCAAAGUGAUCGGUAUUAUCGAGCGCGACGUUUCGUUGCACUGCCCGACCGGCAUCGACAUCAAGGCGCUCGUUCGAUACAAAACCGAAAAGAAGACCCUCAAAGGCUACCCUAAGGCGAACCCGGUCAGCGGAGAUCUGCUGCUGGAACAGUGUGACAUACUCGUUCCGGCCGCGGUGGAGAAAUCCAUCCAUUCCGAGAACGCCGGGCAAAUCAGGGCCAAAGUGAUUGCCGAAGGAGCGAACGGACCAACAACACCGGCCGCCGAUAAGAUACUGCAAGAUCGCCGCAUUCUCGUCAUCCCCGAUCUGUACUGCAAUGCCGGAGGUGUAACGGCGUCGUACUUUGAGUAUUUGAAAAACAUUAACCACAUUUCUUUCGGCAAGCUGUCGUUCCGCCACGAAGCGCACAAUCUGCGCGAAGUGCUCGCGUCGGUGCAGGAGUCGCUACGCAGUGCCGGCGUUUGUGUCACGGUGUCUCCCAGCAAGCCACUGAAGCACUUCUUUGACCAUGCCAGCGAAGCGGACGUUGUGUCGUCGGGCUUGCAAUUCGUCAUGGAAACGGCCGGCCAGGGCAUCAUGAAGGUGGCGGCUAAGCAUCAGCUGUGUCUGGAUCUUCGCACCGCCGCAUACAUUUGGUCAGUGGAGAAAAUAUUCCAGUCCUACGAAGAAGCAGGUCUUUCGAUGUGA
Anopheles cruzii is the source of this 1569-nucleotide messenger RNA. It is a transcript of the gene bb8, whose product is annotated as glutamate dehydrogenase, mitochondrial. Gene Ontology annotation, biological process: L-glutamate catabolic process. The transcript has a single exon. NCBI's taxonomy places the organism in Eukaryota, Metazoa, Arthropoda, Insecta, Diptera, Culicidae. Bases 1 to 1569 code for a protein of 522 amino acids. Gene Ontology annotation, cellular component: mitochondrion. The record is from RefSeq and is a predicted model, not a curated record. Gene Ontology annotation, molecular function: L-glutamate dehydrogenase (NAD+) activity.